Molecule: messenger RNA, 9150 nt
Organism: Osmia lignaria (orchard mason bee)
Lineage: Eukaryota; Metazoa; Arthropoda; Insecta; Hymenoptera; Megachilidae
Gene: nAChRalpha4
Product: nicotinic acetylcholine receptor alpha4
Biological process (GO): monoatomic ion transmembrane transport
Cellular component (GO): postsynaptic membrane
Molecular function (GO): transmembrane signaling receptor activity; acetylcholine-gated monoatomic cation-selective channel activity
Source: RefSeq, a predicted model, not a curated record
UCAGUCGCGGGUGCAGUGCGUGCGAGUGUGCAGUGUUUUCGGGAGCUCCUUCGAGACCGGCGUGGCCUGAAGCGCGCGGGGUUAGGUCAGUGUCAACUCGUCUGCCGUCACGGACAUUCGCGUACCUUUCAACGUUUACCUUCGUUCGAAUAUGUGAUCCCCGUUGUACAGGAUACCUGGCAAUCGAGCAAUUCAGAACGCUUCCGAUUCGUGGUUCACGGUUAGUGCGGUCGAGCGAGGGUUCGUGGGUGUCGGUUGUGUUGUUCAUAGUGGAGGAAUCAGAGGAUCAUGAUGCCCCCGAUCAUAGGGGAAACGCUACGAGUAUGGUUUCUCUCGGCGUUGGUGGUUCACGGAGCUGUCGCCGGGAAUCCGGACGCGAAACGCCUUUACGACGACCUCCUCUCAAACUACAACAAACUGGUGCGACCCGUUGUGAACACCUCGGACGUGCUACGCGUCUGCAUUAAGCUGAAGCUCUCGCAGCUCAUCGACGUGAACCUGAAGAAUCAGAUCAUGACGACGAAUUUGUGGGUCGAACAGUCAUGGUACGACUACAAGCUGCGAUGGGAGCCGAAGGAAUACGGUGGUGUUCACAUGCUACACGUGCCGUCCGACCACAUAUGGCGGCCCGACAUAGUCCUCUACAACAACGCGGACGGCAACUUCGAGGUGACCUUGGCCACGAAGGCCACCAUCUACCAUCAAGGAUUGGUCGAGUGGAAGCCGCCCGCCAUUUAUAAAUCAUCCUGCGAGAUCGACGUGGAGUACUUCCCCUUCGACGAGCAGACCUGCGUCCUCAAGUUCGGUUCGUGGACCUAUGACGGCUUCAAGGUCGACCUAAGACACAUGGACGAGAAAUCGGGAAGCAACGUGGUGGACGUUGGGGUCGAUCUGUCCGAGUUCUACAUGUCGGUAGAAUGGGACAUUUUGGAAGUACCUGCAGUAAGAAACGAAAAAUUUUACACCUGCUGCGACGAGCCGUACCUAGACAUUACGUUUAAUAUAACGAUGAGAAGGAAAACACUUUUCUACACUGUGAACAUAAUCAUACCAUGUAUGGGGAUUUCUUUUCUUACGGUGCUGACUUUCUAUCUACCCAGCGACAGCGGGGAGAAGGUCACGCUCUCCAUCUCCAUUCUCAUCAGUCUUCACGUGUUCUUCCUGCUGGUCGUUGAGAUCAUUCCACCUACGUCGCUGGUCGUGCCGCUGCUUGGAAAGUACCUGAUAUUCGCCAUGAUACUCGUUUCGAUAAGUAUAUGUGUAACGGUGGUUGUACUGAAUGUCCAUUUUCGAUCACCUCAAACUCACAAAAUGGCACCUUGGGUGAAAAGGGUAUUCAUUCAUAUUCUUCCACGCUUGUUGGUCAUGCGAAGGCCUCAGUAUAAAUUCGAAGCAAAUAGAUAUAGUUCUGGCAGAGUGUUAAUGAGAACAGUAAGGGGGAAAGAAAAAACCUGUUAUUAUCCCUAUCACCCAUCUACUCAAGAGAAUAGCGAAGAACAUUUAACUCCUAAACGAUUUCAUAGUCGUGCUGCAUCAAAAGAAGACCUUUCACCUUCCAGCCUGGCGGACGGUGCAAGGUUCGGUGGAAGCUGUUUAAUCCAUGGACCACCAUUGCCUCCGCUUCCUCUUCAUACCGAGUGCGAGGAUCUAUCGGUUUCCGGCGAAGCAGGGAUCGAGGAAGUUAAAAGUCCUGUCCUACGAAGUCCUCCAGCUUUCUCGCAUUCGCGUUGUCCUCCAGAAAUUCACAAAUCCUGCAUCUGUGUGCGUUUUAUCGCCGAGCAUACAAAGAUGCUCGAAGAUUCAACCAAGGUAAAAGAGGACUGGAAAUACGUGGCGAUGGUGCUGGACAGACUAUUCCUAUGGAUUUUCACAUUGGCGGUGCUGGUCGGGACAGCCGGGAUCAUCCUGCAGGCACCAACCCUCUACGACGACCGAGUUCCAAUCGAUAAAAAAUUCAGCGAAUUCGCUACCACGACGGUAGUAAACUGCCCGCCGCAAUAGUCCAUGCCCGAGCCCUGCACCGUAGACAAAGACUAAGGACCAACAGCCGGAAGUAACUGUGCUACCAACCCGGAUCACAUCCCGCCCUAGUCUUAGGAACAUUAAACUUCAGUACACGAGAUUACGGUAAAAGGGCUCCACUUUGAACGUAUUUCAACAACAGAAGACAACAGACGACGGAUAUUCAUUGAAACUUCUAUUAAAUUGUCCUUUUUUCUUUCCAAUAUACGACGUUGUUCCUGUUCUCACGGAACCUUUUAACAGCAAAGAGUACUGGAAUAUUUUUGGAACAAUUGUCGAGAUAUGUAUGUUCUAAUUGAGAAGACGAGAAGAAUUUUGAUUCGUCGUUGACGGAAGAAGCGAUCGAAUUAUACCUACAUAGUCUGCUCAAGUAAAUCGUAAUAUGAAGCUGCCACUACUUAAUCGGGUUACCUUUAAAAGCAACCAACUAAUUAAAAGUACUUGUAAUAAUAAUUUAAUUCAAGCCCUUGCCGGUUCUGAUCGAACAACCGGGACGCUUGAGGAUCGACGAGAGUGACACUAGCGCCUCUGGCGGAGUAGCAGUGAACACUAGUCGCUGCCCAAAUAGAAACUGAUCUUAGGGGCCUCCUGCGGCGAAACUGAGAAACUCUGGAGGAUUUGUGUGAUCCUCUCGCUAGUGGACUUGGAAUUCAAAGACUUUGGAGCUGAGAAGGAAUAUUUUCUCAUGAUUCUUUUUUAAAAAUAUUCUUUGUACAAUUAUAUAGCGUCGUACAGAGCCCGAUUUUGUAAUUUGGCUAUUUGUAAUUGUAAGUUGGCCUUUUAUCAGAAUUACUUUUUCAUAUUUUACUGGCAUUCCGCUAGAGGUGCUAGUGUCACUCCCGUUGACCAAUAUAGUUCAUAAAGAAAUUUUUGCUGUCGAAAUCGAUCGGUUCCCAGGGGCUAAGGGUUGAAAAAUUGUUGGUACGAUCGCGUGUUUUGUAUAUCCCGUUUAUCCGACACGUUAAGAGAAAUUAUUCUAGGCAUCACGAUCGUAGGUAGCUCGUUGUACGACACGAAUUUAACCCGUAACUUAACGUAUAAUCGAUUAGCUUUAAACAUUUAGAAACGUAACCGUUUAUACGAAUGUAUCUUUAAGGAAAACGGAGGAGGGUGAUCGUUUCUGUGUACGUGCGUCGAAGUGUCGCUUGUGAUUUGUGUUCUCCGAAUUUUAUGAUUAUCCUCGUUUCUUGAAUAUUAACUAAAUCACAAAUUUAUUCGCAUACGAGUAACAUUUAUUUAUGUAAAAUAAUUACAUUUUAUUCAUUUAACGAUAGACACUGUGAAUAUUUAAUACAAUCUUCAGGAACAAAAUAUGAAAUUAUCACAUUUCCUAAAAUGUUCAAGUAUGCGAAUAAGUAUGUGAAUUAUUAUAACGUAAACAGUCGUUUUUAUUUGUCAUACAAAUUACAGAUUCUUGAGAAUGGGUCAGGUAUGACAGUGUAUAGGAGGAGGCCCUGUAUAUGUAUAUAGGUUCCUAGCUCCCCACCACUUGCGUGUAAACGUAUACGCGGGAAAAUUUGAAUUGACGUUUAUUUCAUUAUUUGUACUCUUCAAGUAUAUACUAAAUUUUAUAAUAUUUAUCCUAAAUCACUUUUAAUACUAAUAUCGUCAAAAUUAAGCUUCUGAAAAUUUCUUCUUCCCUUGUAACGUCAUUUUCCCUAGGGAAGCCUACUAUCCUCCAUACUAUACAAGUCGUAUUAGUACAUAUAGUUGUACAUAACGUCACUGAUAAAGCCUUAACGUGGCGACCUUAUUAAGAAGUAUCCUCCAAAGAUGACAAAACGUAAUUAUACUUUGUUCAGUUCGUUCUAAGCUGAUCCAAAGUGCCUACCACAGUCAUUCCGUCAUUUCAAAUAAAUAAUAUACGCGUCUGAAGCGUGUAAUAGGUCUGAAUGCAUUAGAAUAUUCAGUUUGGAUGAAAUCUAAAGUUUCCAGACUAGUUGAAAUCAUCAACCGGAUGACAUCAUAAGACGACAAGCUCAACGCACACUGUCGCGCCAAACAUACUGGCAGGUCGUCAACCCAGUCAGGCGUGAUAGUUAUACUAAUUAUUUCAAUGUACCAAUGUAGAUACAACUUGGACAAAUUCGAAGGCUGUCUCAAGAAUCUGUAUUGUACUCCUAUUUUCUCAUAAAUCAUAUUUUCUUUCGUUCAUCGACGAUUUUGACGGACAUCUUCGUUGCAUACACACCGUAAUUCGCCUCUGUAGAAAUAUUAUGUAUUUUGUAACAAAGAUGGAAACACACGAAACGUUAAAGUAAUACUUAACUAAUAGUACAGUAAGAAGAAGUAAAGCAUACGAAUUCUAAAGCUGAUAGUUGUAGCCGAUUGAACAGCCGUUCAGGUCGUUGUUCAAUCUCGUAGUACGUGGUUGAUGUGUCACUGUGAGUUGUCACGAUUUCGUUUCCGUUUUCGUUUAGGAAAUCACCCGGUUAAAACGCCUCGUGCGAGCGGACUGAUAUUCGCGGGAAACGUAAUUCGACGUCGAAGAAUCCGCGGUUCAUUCGAGCUAAUUUUUCACAAUAAAAAUGGUCAGCUGAUUUACUGGCUUCGUUUAUCUUUUAUUCGAUUCGACAAACCACCGACUCUUCGACGUUUUCAGGCAUAUUUCGUGGCUGAGAAUUCUAGUCUUAACGCAUCAAGGCACGAUGCCUUAUGUCACGUUGAAUUGUACAUACAUUUUAUAGUAGGGUAAAUAUCGGUUCCGUAAAUACUGCCAUUAGGAAGCGUUGUUAGCGUGACUAACGUUUCGAGCCGUUGUAUCGGUUAUCUCUGCCGAAUCUUUAUUAAUCGGUAUCCAGAUUUUGAAAUAAAAUGCAUUCAAGGGAAUGUUCGUGAAAAAUGGUUACCGAUUGAUCGAGGCUGAAGCAUGUAGUCAUCGAAUGACAAGUGUAAAAGUAUUUGCUACCUGAUCGAAAAAUCGUCCAGUGAACGCCGAAGCACGUCGUCGAUUCUAGACUCAGAAAGGAGAAGAAAAAUAAAUGAAGUUUACUUUGCACUAGAACGAUAGGGAAGAACGCACACAUUUUCUAUGAUAGAGUCCAGUUACUCGUUUACAAGUGUUAAACACUAUAAUUAUGCGCGAUCAGUGUGUCGAAGCAGCUGUACAAUUAAAGUCCCACAUUGACAAUAGUAUUAAGGGGAUACCCCUGUUUUAACAGUUAUCUUUGUGAAUUUAUUUAAUAAGAACUUAAUAUGUACAGUUUUUUAUAUUUAUAUUCAAAUGUAUUUGACAUUUUAGAACUGUAGCGCAACUGGGGGGGGGGAGGGGGAAAGGGUGGUAACAUGAGCAAUUAACUUCCCUAUUAACUAUUAGACCCAAACUUACAAAACACAGGAUAUGAAAUAGAAUUAUAAGCGGGGCUCUCUCCAUGGUCCACCAUCCAAGAAACUAAAAACGUUUUUCUUUUUUAAUAAACAAAAAUCAAUUAACAAAAUUUGUCGACCACCCUAUCAGACGAUUAUAGUUGCGCCACUUAAAGUACACUUGUUUGUUAAAAUAUCAGAAGCUUAUUUUUAUUAUUAAAAGCGCAGCUAUAAUCGUUAUCUCUUUCAUCCUAAAAAAACAAAAAUGGCACUUUGAAGAGAAAGGUUUGAUUUUUACAAAAAGUUUUGACUGCUGUUGCCUGUAGAAAUGAUAUAUUUUUUAACAUAAAGAAAGUUGGAGACACCGAUUGCAGCCGUGCUUUUAAGAAUGAAAAUAAGUCUGAUAUUUUAACUAGUUAAAUUUUUGUUUGCAACAAGGGUUGCACAAUUAGCUAUAAUUAUAAAUUUUCAAUAUUACUUCAAACACGUUUGAAUAUGAAUAUAAAAGAACCCCGUAAAUUAAGCGUAAGUUGUUAAAUAAAUUUGCAAAAGUCGUGUUAAAAAAUGUGCGUUGAAAUGGAGGAUACCCCUUAAGUUGUUGCAUAUCAAAUGGCCGAAUUCGAAACAUAAAAAGUUUGAUACAAUUUGAUGAUAUUAGCGGUACUGCAAAAUAACUCAACAUUUGAAGACCAAUGCGUAAGGGAAGUUACAGAUAGGGACAUCACGCGAUGUCUAAAGUUUCCCUGGACAAAAUCUACAGAUUUUUAUUUAAAAAAUAUAAUAAUACGAAGUUAUAGCUGUUGGACAUUUUGUAAAUAAAUCGGCCAUUUCAUAUGCAAUUCCAUCGAUGGUCGGCUAUUGUUACUCUGAUGUUUGAACAGUUGUUAACCUGUCGCAGUAGUUGUUUAAUCGUUGUUCAGGUCUGUGAAACGGAAAACAAGUGCGCCGUAUCUCUAGGUUCUAUUAGCGAAAGUAGAAAGGGAUAUGUAAUAAUUAAGGUGUAAAUAACGUGUACAUAGCUAAGCGUAACGUAAAACAGAGGCUAUAAAGCGAUCGAACGUUUUUUACACUGUUUCAAAAAACUGGGAUCACAGGUUGCACGAAAGAGUCCCAUCAAAUUGUUCAGAAAUUAUCGCAUCGCAAUGAUGGCCGAUAAUUAACGCUGAUCUUAUAACAACGAACAAGUCGAGAUAAUAUCUAGAAGAUUCGUCUAAUUUGCUUUCUUCUUUUAGUGUUUUGCGGUUCUUUAUAUACAUGUUAACACGUUCAGCCGGAUAGCGUCAUAAGACGUCAAGGUGGUCGUCCAAGAUUAAAAUAACAAUUUUGUCACUAAUUUUCCUCUAGAACGACGGGGACGGUUUCCCAAGGUGAACGUGUUAAACAUGAUGUUUCAAUAAGUCUAAUUUAUUUAAAAAUAAUUUCAGAAUUAUUCUAGGCAAUGGCACUUUAAUUAGGUUCGUGCCCAGGAGCGUAAAGGGUUAACUUUCAGUCAGUAUUAUAAAUACAGUAUUUUCAAAUUUUCACACACAAAUGCUUCGAGUUCGAAUAAAAAGUUCAUUGUUUCGUUGUACGGUAGUUUGUUUAAGUAUGCAUUGUUGACCCCUUGUCUUACGGAAUCGCAUCAAUAUUAUUUAUUUAUACAUUGUAAUUUUUAUUUAACAUAAAUAAGAAAAGAAAAUCGUGAGGCAAGGAGUCAAUUACCGUUUGUAUGUUUUCAGUUAGUUCGUAUCGACUAAACUAGAGUAAAAUCGCGAUACAUUCGACGCUCGAAUCGUUCCUUGAAGCACAAUCUUUCAAUGUGAAAAGAACUUUCCUCCCCCGUAUGUCGAGCGAAAUUUGAAUAAAACUGCGCACACUUCAAACACGAUCGUUAUGCGGGUGUUUCUGGAAACUAAAGAUCUUUUCGAACAUUUUCCAUGAUUUUAAAGUACUUGACACCUUGUCGACAGGAAACAUUGUCUCCUAUCAUUUUAACACGUUCGAACCCGAGGUAAGGGGUAUGGUUCAAUUACCAUAAAGAGAGAUGGUAAAUUUACUCGUUAGGGCUUGAGGUAGUAGGAGCAUCUCAGAGGUCGUAAAUUAAAUUAUUAGAAGUUUGAUACUUUUUCAACCUUUGGCGGACCAUGGAGAGAGCCUCCUUGCUACGAGUAGAUUUACCCCAAUGGACUUGAACGUGUUAAAAUAUUUAAAUAAUUUUGAAUCAAAUAAAUCAUAACUACGAACAGAUUAAUUAUUUCAUAAUAUAAUUUUCAUAUUUCAAAGUUAUAGAAAUAAUAUUUUUUAAAAUCCUUUAGGUAUUAGAUUAUGUCCCUGUUGAUAAGGUGUUAUCUAGAUUUCAAUUUUGCACGAAAGCAUUUAAGAAUGCUGUAACUUUUGAAAACCGAAGAUAGUUCUUUCGUUAAAGUAUGAACGUUUUUAAGGAAUUUUAUACUUCUCGUAGGAUCGACGAAAAACGAGGAUUCGGUGAUGAUGAAAGAGGGUGGAUUUGUCCACAAUUCUUCUAUUAGGCUUGGAAGCUUCUAAUUGAGAAGAUAUUGCGCGAAAUGCCGAGGAAUUAAGUAGACCAAUCAAAGCUCACUAAAAGUAUUAAACUUAGGAGAAAAGAAAUUGAAUCGCAUUUACACAUCUCAUUUUGACAACGAUUCAAUUAACCCUCGGACAGUCGUACAUUGGGUCAAACAUAAACUAAUAGUUACAUUUUUUUAAUAUAUGUAAAAGUAAAAUUUUAUAUUUCACAUUUUAGCUUUGAUACUAACACCUCUAGCGGAGUAGCAGUGAACAUAAGUGACGGCCCAAGUCCAAAUUGAUCCUGAGGGCCUCUAGUGGCGAAACUGGGAAACUCUAGACCGCCAUGUUGGCAUAAAAAGGUCCAAAUUUAUCGAUUUCGUAGUUCAAAGAUUUUGAAAUUGAGAAGCAAUAUUUUCUCAUGAUUCUUUUUUUAAAAUAUUCUUUAUACAAUCAUACAGCAUCGUACGGAACCCGAUUUUGCAAUUUGGCUUUAAAACAUUAUAAGAAUUUAUUCAGAAUUUUUCCGAAAAUGGGCCAGAACAUAUUAAAUAGCUCAGCACUGCUGUCCGAGGGUUAAAUACCAUCAAGCUUUCGAUGAAUUCACUGUACAUUCCUCAUUUACAUCUCCUACUACACGUAUUUUACUGUGCCAAGUAAACGCGCGACAAGCCUAUAAAUCGUACAAUGACAAUAAAGAUUGAAGAAGAACCGUUUCAACCAAAAAAUCAGUCAUCGCGAAAUCUGCUCUUUUCAAUUGUCUCAUUGAUCUACUGAAUCGAGACUCAUUUGUAACUGCGGAAGCGACAAAGAUAGAAUUUGAUGAAUUUGUCGCCUCCAAGUCAUCACUUCGUCGCGAGUUAAUUGCUCGCACUCGUUUUUAAUCGACACCCGCGUCCCGAUCUUCGACCAUUAAACACAUUUUCACGCGUCACGUAACGAAAGGUAGCUAAAAUGUUCUGUAAUCGAGAAACAUUAGCUAAACCGUAGUAGGCUAAGGACGAGUAAGGAUAACGAUACGAUUACAUUAUUACAAGAUAUAAUUCUAGCAAAACGAAUGUGCUAUAUAGCAAUAGAGCUAUUAAAAAUGAGACGAUUAACGAGCUGAGAGAAAUUGUAACGGAGAAAAAUAAUCGAGUAUCGAUUAUUAUCGUUAGAUACAACUACCAUGUAUAUCGUUUGUUAAAUAUGUACCUAUGAAUUAUCGACGACCGUCGUUCUUAAGACUACACGAUGUAAGAACGAGAUUCUUGUUGCUUGGUUUUGUAAUCAUGCUUGAUGAAAGCAUUUGAAAAAUAAAACUUGUUGUCGUAGAAA